AUUACCCUCCCUCUUCUUUCCCAAGGCCCUCUCUCUCUCUCUCUCUGCCAAUUUUCAAUCUAGGGUUUCUUUUUCUUUUUCUUUUUCUUUCCUGCAUUUUUUUUUUCUUGGGGUGCCUGAAGUUGCCGGAUUUGUGUUUUUAAGUUUUGGGGUGAGUUUACUGUUUACAUAUGAGUAGAAUUUAGGCAUUCUUCAUGAUCAAACUCUAAUGUGUGAUCUUUGUACUUGUGGGUUUGCAAAGCUGCUGUCUUUACUCUCUUUCCCUCUCUCUCUCACUCACUCACUCUUUCCAUGUUCGUUUGCUGGGUGGAGGCUUCAAGAUUGAGAUGCAUAGCAUUGUUUGCGAUGCUGAUGAAAAACCCAUGUUAAACCCUUAGGAUUAUUUAAACAGUUUUGCUGUUCUCGGAAUUUUUUUUUUUUUUUUUUUGGGUAUUCUUUUUGAGUUUGGGCUUGUUUUCCAAUUCCAUUCAUUGGUGAAUCAGAGUAUAGGAGUUUGUUGUUGUUGUUGUUCUUGUUGAGAAGGAUUCUUUGUUGGAUUUUUUUAAGUGGGGAAUUUUAGUGAGUAGAUGCAUGGAUAUAAGGGACGGGAUAGGGCUCUCUGGCUCAGCUUCAUACUAUCUGAGUAGGGGGGCGGGUUCUGGGUCUGGUGGCGGGCCGCCGCCGCCGCCGCCCGGUAUUCCGGUUGGGUUCAAGCACCACCCAAACCCUAACAUUGCAGUGCAGGCCAAUGUUAGGGGUGGAGGGGCUGUGAGCUCAGCUUUCCAAGUUGAGGAUCCGCCGGGCAGUAUCGUUCCUGGCAUCAGCAUGGGAUCGAGCUCCGGCGGCGGCUCCACCGGCGGUGAUCCGGUGAAGAAGAAAAGAGGGAGGCCGAGGAAGUAUGGCCCUGAAGGGGCUAACAUGUCUUUAGCAUUGUCUCCCAUGUCCUCCUUGCCUUCUCCAGGCUCCAGUACUCCUGGCCCAAAACGUGCUAAGGGAAGACCUCCUGGAACUGGGUGGAAGCAACAGUUAGCUCCUCUUGGUGAAUGGAUGAAUAAUUCAGCUGGGCUGGCCUUUACACCGUAUGUCAUACAAAUUGGGGUAGGGGAGGAUAUAGCAGCAAAAGUAUUGGCAUUUGCAAAGCAGAGGCCAAGGGCAUUAUGUAUAUUGUCAGCUAAUGGCACAGUUUCUGCUGUAACGUUGCGGCCACCGGCAAGUUCUGGCUCUACUGUUACAUAUGAGGGCCGAUUUGAGAUCCUAUGCCUGUCUGGUUCAUACUUGGUUUCUGAAAAUGGUAGCCCGCAGAAUCGUACAGGUGGUCUAAGUAUUUCUGUUUGUAGCCCUGACGGGCAUGUCAUUGGGGGUGCAAUUGGUGGGAGACUUAUUGCAGCAAGUCCAGUUCAGGUGGUUGUAUGCAGUUUCGUGCACGGUAAUUUGAAGGCUAAGAGCAAGGGAGAGACUAGUACCAACGACGACAAGGAUUCAGCAGUCCGGUCCGUUGAGAGAUCAUCAACUAUGGUCAUGAGCGGUGCAGGUCAAGAGCCCGCUCCAAAUCCCUCGAUGGUUUGGCCUCCAAGCUCUAGGGCAGACAUAAGAACUAUGCAGACGGGGAUUGACCUGAUGCGUGGAUGAGACUCUCGAGGGUUUUGUACAUACGUGGUGUUGUAAAUGAAACGCCCCCCAGGAAAUGUUCAACCGUUUUUAACUCACUGCCUUCCUGCCCGUAUUAGUAGACGUGGAUUGCGCUAACCCACCCACCGUAAGUCUUGAUUUUUAGAUUGUUUUAAGUUGCGAUAGAGAAGAAGAUUGCGCCAUUGGAGUUUAGAUUUUAGUAGUAGUAUUGAUGGAUGGAUGGAUGGAUUUGGGUGUUGGAAAAUUGGUUAUAACUUGUAAUGUUGGAUGUAUGUUUUAUUGGUUUUCUUGUUGUAACUGGAAACUUUGAUUAUGGAAGAUGACUAAGAUUUUUAGCCUGAGAUUCAGACCCUACCUUCUCUGAUUUUUGGGCCAUACAAUACAUUA
This is a messenger RNA of Ipomoea triloba (trilobed morning glory), 1995 nucleotides long. RefSeq names its product AT-hook motif nuclear-localized protein 9-like. The record is from RefSeq and is a predicted model, not a curated record. The transcript has 5 exons. The coding region runs from base 571 to 1608 and encodes 345 amino acids. NCBI's taxonomy places the organism in Eukaryota, Viridiplantae, Streptophyta, Magnoliopsida, Solanales, Convolvulaceae. Gene Ontology annotation, molecular function: minor groove of adenine-thymine-rich DNA binding.